Messenger RNA from Owenia fusiformis, 553 nucleotides. The record is from the annotation of a GenBank genome assembly. NCBI's taxonomy places the organism in Eukaryota, Metazoa, Annelida, Polychaeta, Sabellida, Oweniidae.
GUGAAUUAUUAUUAACGAGGCCAGAAUAAUUAUACAGGAACUAAGAAGAUGGACGUACUGACGCUACUCAAGCUCACGGCCAUACUGACCGUGUUGAUGAUAUCCGAUUGCGUUUGUGGGAACCGACGUGACAAAAUGCUUAAAGGUUGUCAACUUUUAGAAUCACCUCCAAAUGGUAAUCAGUUGGUAAUCAGAUCGAGUAAGGUGAAGAAAUAUGCUUUGUUUAGCUGCGAUAAAGGUUUCAAGUUGGUUGGAAGUCGUGUUCGAGUCUGUGAAAAGCACGGCAGGCAAUAUCGAUGGGAUGGAUCAGAUGCAACGUGUCUAGCGAUCGAUUAUUGUGAACAAUCCCUUUGUUUUAACGAUGGUUCAUGUACUGAAGAAGAGGACGGGUAUACUUGCAUCUGUCCAAGUGGUUUUACUGGAGAUCAUUGCGAGACAGAUAUCAAUGAUUGCUCACCGGACCCUUGUUCACCUGGAGGGACAUGUAUUGAUGGAGUCUAUAGUUAUACAUGUGUAUGCAAACCUGGGUAUACAGGUGACAAUUGUGACAUAG